Molecule: messenger RNA, 3708 nt
Organism: Cololabis saira (Pacific saury)
Lineage: Eukaryota; Metazoa; Chordata; Actinopteri; Beloniformes; Belonidae
Product: sorting nexin-27-like
Exons: 8
Coding region: 136-1191 (351 amino acids)
Biological process (GO): signal transduction; intracellular protein transport
Cellular component (GO): cytoskeleton; early endosome
Molecular function (GO): protein binding; phosphatidylinositol-3-phosphate binding
Source: RefSeq, a predicted model, not a curated record
CCGAACAGAGUCGGUCUGUAGAGGCUCGGCAGGAACGGACCGGGACGGACCAGGACGGACCAGCACAGACCCGAGUGUUGUUGUGAACCAGCUCUAAAAACACCCCUCUGGAGGAGAGGGACAGCAGCGAGAAAGAUGGCGGAUGUUGGCGGCGACGAACCCCGCUCCGCGCCCCCCAAGACAUCCCGCCUCGGUCCGGGCUCCACCAGCUCCACCAGCUCCACCGCGGGCCCCGGCUCCGCCACCGCCGCCGUCACUGCGGCCACCGUCAUGUCGGGUCCCCGCACGGUGCGGAUCGUCAAGUCCGAGUCCGGCUACGGCUUCAACGUCCGCGGCCAAGUGAGCGAGGGCGGGCAGCUGCGGAGCAUCAACGGGGAGCUGUACGCUCCGCUGCAGCACGUCAGCGCCGUGCUGCCCGGGGGCGCCGCCGACCGAGCCGGCAUCGGCAAGGGGGACCGGAUCCUGGAGGUCAACGGGGUUAGCGUGGAAGGUGCGACCCACAAGCAGGUGGUGGACCUGAUCCGUGCGGGGGAGAAGGAGCUGGUUCUAGCCGUGCUGUCUGUUCCACCUCAGGAAGCUGAUGGAUUGGAAGGAGUGGAGGAAAUCCAACCCAACUACGACUACAGCGACAAGCAAGCUGUGCCCAUUUCUAUUCCCACAUACAAGCAUGUGGAACAGCACUCUGAGAGGUUUGUGGUGUACAAUGUGUACAUGUCAGGUAGACAGUUGUGCUCAAAACGCUACCGUGAGUUUGCCAUCCUGAACCAGAACCUGAAGAGGGAAUUCUCCAACUUUAACUUCCCAAAGAUUCCUGGUAAAUGGCCCUUUACCCUCUCUGAGCAGCAGCUGGAUGCUCGGCGUCGAGGCCUGGAGGAAUAUCUGGAGCGAGUGUGUUCUGUUCGGGUGAUCGGGGAGAGUGAUAUAAUGCAGGAGUUUCUGUCGGAAUCAGAUGAGAAUUACAACGGAGUGACAGAUGUGGAACUGCGGAUAGCGCUGCCAGACAAGACCACCAUCUCUGUCAGAGUCCGUAAAAACAGCACCACGGACCAGGUAUACCAGGCAUUAGUGAUGAAAGUUGGAAUGGACAGUAUAAUGGCAAGCUACUUUGCCCUUUUUGAAGUUAUCAAUCAUUCCUUUGUGAGGAAGCUGGCGCCCAACGAGUUCCCCCACAAGCUUUAUGUGCAGAACUAGACGUCAGCUGUUCCAGGAACUUGUUUAGCGCUCCGAAAAUGGUUGUUUAGCGUCCAGGAGGAGGAGUUUCUCAGAGAUAACCCUCUAGCACUGCACUACUGCUUCCACCAGUAAACACCAGGUCACAUAAAGACACAAGUUGCUUAAACAGCUUUAUGGGAUUUAGCGUCUCACAGCCACAUGUUAUGGUAAGAUUUAAUCACCUCCGUCUGAGUGAUUGACGUCUCCAGCUGGGUAAUCUGAGCCAGAACUGUGUCCUGGUUGGACAGAAUAUAGUUCAUCUCCUUACUAAUUUUAUCCUGUUGAAUAAACAGCAAAAAAACACCACACAGAUUAGCAGUCACACACACUCUCAUGUUAACUCUGCUUUAGCUCAUUUACUGUACGUUUGCUCAUAUUCUAAUACAGUAAACACUGAUUUCAAGUGUUAUUACUUUGUAAUGACACAAUACAGUUAUAAAAUUGGAUUGAUAUCUGUAACUGAGGUUAAAUGGAUGAAUGUUUUCAUUUUGAGGAGCACGUAGUGAUUUCAGUCAGACCUUCAGAGCUUGGUACGCCUGCGCCACCGGGAGGAUUUUGUGUCCAGUGUGAAUCCGACGCAGUUUGCAGAGAGGGCAGAGCAGGCGCUGGCAGGACCUGCAGUAGAACUGCAGCUUCUCCUGGUCGUGCUCCGGGCACGUCAGGACCUGAGGAGGAGAGGAGCACGCUGUUUCAACCAGAUCUGAAACGCACUUGAAGAAAUCCGUGCAGACACAUCUUUGUUCUCGCUUUGAUAAAACCAGCCAACAGCAGCCAAAGCAUAAAGAAAACAUUACAGAACAUCAUGGCUUACAGUGUAAGCCAUGAUCAGCAAUAUUAAAAUAAUAAAAGGCUUGCAAUAUUUCAGUUGAUUUGUAAUUAAUCCAGAAUGUCUGACAUUUUUGCAUUACAGAAAAUAAAGGACUUUAUCACAAUAUUCUAAUUUCCUGAGACAGUCCUGUAUACAUUUGAACAUAUGGUUUAGAGAUAAUUGGGUCAUUAUCUUUACCUUGGGUCUAAAAUUGAGUGUGGGCUGGAUGUGUUCAUGUUGGGCCCUCGGGGUUCCCCAGGGAUGAUAGAGCUUGAAACACUCGUUGCAGAAAUUGGACCUGCAGUCGGCACAGCCCUUGGUGGCUUCCAGCGCUUGAGGAGGCUUGCAGAACUGGCACAUGACGGCGACGCUGCCGAGGCUCACCGUGUGUCUGUACCUGGGGAAGAAGAAGUGUUGGAGGGGUUUUAACCAUUCUGUUUCACUGGGAUUCAACCAGAGUUGGGUAGUAACGAGUUACAUUUACUCCGUUACAUUUACUUGAGUACGUUUUGGGAAAUGUUGUACUUUUAGGAGUAGUUUUGAAUCACUAUACUUUUUACUUUUACUUGAGUAGAUUAGUGAGGAAGAAACUGUUACUCUUACUCCGCUACAUUAGGCUACGUUGAGCUCGUUACUUUUCUUUUAAUCCUCCGCGUACGUGUCAAUCUCAUGACAUCACUGGGUGAUUCUUUGGGAAAAAUGAUUGUUUUUGCAUGUUUUGUCACAUUUACACAGAUUUAAACACACACAGAGUUUCUAUGAGUUCAUGGGCUUGUUCUAGUUCUGCCUGGUUAAAAAAGAAAAGUACAAAGGCUUGAAAUUUUGUGCUACUUGUGCUUAAUUAAUUUUUUUAUUCUGUUAUUAUUUUAUUUAUUUUAUUAUUUAUUAAAGUACUUGAAUUUACUUUAAGAUUAAUUUAAGCUAUUUCUUAUUAAUUUUAAUUUAUUUUAUUAUUUUAUUGAUUUAAUUUGCCUGAAGAUGAUUAUUUUGUACUUUUGUCUGUUUGAAUGAUUGUGUUAAAAAAAUAAAUCAGACGUUACUCAACAGUUACUCAGUACUUGAGUAGUUUUUUCACCAAGUCAUUUUUUACUUUUACUCAAGUAAUUAUUUGGAUGACUACUUUUUACUUCUACUUGAUUUAUAUUAUUCUGAAGUAACAGUACUUUUACUUGAGUUCGAUUUUUGGCUACUCUACCCACCUCUGGAUUCAACACCACAGGACACCUGACCAGUAAAGUUCAAAUUACUUUUUGAACACAAGACCAUUUGCACUCAGAGCCGUAAAAAAAGUUUUGAAAUCGACAAAAGGUCAGGGAGUGAGAUUGAGACAAAGUAUCGAGUAGGUGAGAAAGUGAACACAAGGUUGCUGGGCUGUGGAAACACACUCUCAUUACGGGCGGCUACAGCUCAGGCAGUAAUAGUGCAAACUGUGCAGGAUUCUUCACAGUUCAGCUGCUGCAGAACAAUUACAAUCAGAUUUGGACAUCUUCCCACAUUUCCUGCUUUUCAGGUCAGAGUCAUCUGGCCUUCGAGAGAUAGCUUAAGAUUUCAACCUUAAAGAGUUUAAGUGGGAUUGCAUGAGUUAUUCAUGGAUAGAUAUACAGGACUGUCUGAGAAAAUUUGAAUAUUGUGAUUUUCUGUAAUGCAAUUACAAAAACAAAAUUGUCAUACAUUCUGGAUUCAUUACA